AUGAGCUUGGGCUUUGGGAUUCAUCUGACCACAUCAAUCCACUCAUACUGGGAAAAGACUGUAACAGAAGCUGCCCCAGGGAUUUUUCUUGGCAUGUGCUCAAGUCUACUAGAGUGUAACUGGACACAUGCUCAUCGCAGUGGUUCAUGGUACGCACUAAGUUACUCCAUCACUUCCCCUAAGUUACUGCACUUUGUAGCCCUUGCUCUCUUCACCAGCACCAAUGACUUUCCUGGAAAGAAAGGCUGUGCUGUUGGGCCAUCAACGGCUAAUCCUCAGUUUGGGAAUGUCUCAGAUUUGAAUCACCAGGUGUGGGUCCUUCAGGGUGAGACCCUUGUGGCAAAUCCUAGGAGUCAGAAUGUAGUUCCAGUCACCAUCACUCUUAUCACAUGCAAGUAUCCAGAGUUAUUAGAAAGUGAUAAAGGGACUCCAAUUUAUUUGGGAAUAGCAAAUCCAGAAAUGUGUCUGUCUUGUGAGGAUGUUGAAGGGCAACCCACAUUGCAGCUGAAGAAGGAGAAGAUAAUGGAUCUGUACAACAAAAGUGAGCCCGUGAAGUCCUUCCUUUUCUACCGGAACCAGAAAGGCAGGACGUCCACGCUGCAGUCCGUGGCCUUCCCUGGCUGGUUCGUUGCCUCCUCAAAGAUAGGCCAGCCCAUCUUCCUCACUUCUGAGUUGGGGAAGUCUUACAACACUGAUUUUGAUUUAAAUAUAAAGUCUUGA
Chrysochloris asiatica (Cape golden mole) is the source of this 720-nucleotide messenger RNA. It is a transcript of the gene IL36G, whose product is annotated as interleukin 36, gamma. The record is from RefSeq and is a predicted model, not a curated record. The coding region runs from base 1 to 720 and encodes 239 amino acids. The transcript is spliced from 5 exons. Gene Ontology annotation, molecular function: interleukin-1 receptor binding; cytokine activity. NCBI's taxonomy places the organism in Eukaryota, Metazoa, Chordata, Mammalia, Afrosoricida, Chrysochloridae. Gene Ontology annotation, biological process: inflammatory response to antigenic stimulus; positive regulation of gene expression; cytokine-mediated signaling pathway.